Messenger RNA from Eupeodes corollae, 2331 nucleotides. RefSeq lists its product as uncharacterized. Bases 128 to 2233 code for a protein of 701 amino acids. The record is from RefSeq and is a predicted model, not a curated record. The transcript has 2 exons. Gene Ontology annotation, molecular function: protein dimerization activity; zinc ion binding; nucleic acid binding. NCBI's taxonomy places the organism in Eukaryota, Metazoa, Arthropoda, Insecta, Diptera, Syrphidae.
GUUUAUUCUUGUUUUUCAUUGGAUUCAUGCUAUUUGCAUCUGUGAGUUCGAUAUUUAUUUUCAAAUUGACCUGAGAUCUUGCUGUUCAAAUAUUUGUCCGUGAUUUUUUAUGCAAUAGUUAAAUAAAAUGAAAAGAUAUUUACUCAAAUUGGACUCCGUGGAGGAGGUAAAUGCGAAAAAAGUUGCUGAAGUUGUUGCCAAUGUGUCUUCUGUUUCUGGUACAAAGUCAAAUGAGCCUGCUGUUCCUGCAAAUUUGGUGGAAGAAUCACCUGAAUCCCCUGCCGAAAAAACCGACGACGUUGAGUUAUCUGAUGCUGAUGAAGUUAAUACACCUACCACAUCUUCAAAAAAGAGCAAAAAUCGCACCCAAAUGUUUCGUCAAGGAUGGUUGGGUGAUUUUGCUUUUCUUAAGGAAAUUGACAAAAAGCCAUUUUGUUCGUAUUGUAAUAUGAAACUUACAAACAACAAAGCGCAUAUAGAAAGACAUGAAAAAUCAAAAAACCACCAACAAAUGUUCAAAUCGCUUAAACAACAACCAAAAAUAAAUAUAGUAAAUUUAGAACCAACUAAAAAAAAUGAAAAGGUUAAAACAUCAGAACUUAAAAUAAUAAUGUUCAUUUUGCAAUACAACCUAGCUAUGUCCUUAAUUGAACCUUUAAUUGCAUUAAUAAAAAGUAUUGAUGGUGAAACCAUUAAAGAUAUACAACUUGGAAGAACAAAACUCAAAGAAACAAUAACGUCAAGUUUGUUGAAAGAGGCAAAUCGUGAUAUAGUGGAUGUAUUAAAAAAACAAAAAUUUUCUGUGAUAAUUGAUGAGACAACGGAUGUCAGUUCCUCAAAGUGCUUAUGUGUCGUGGUAAGGUAUUUUGAUUUCAGUUAUGGUAAAGUUAGAGAUCGAUUUCUUUCUUUGAUUGAACUAUUUGAGUUUGAUGCUAAAUCUAUUUUUAACGUAAUAUUUAAGUGCUUCAAUGAUCUUUCAAUACCGUUUAAAAAUUGUGUUGGUUUUGCCUCGGACAAUGCUGCUGUGAUGGUUGGCAAGAAAAGUGGAGUUCGAUCUCUUUUUUUAAAGCAAAAUCCAAAUAUGUUUACUUUGGGUUGUAUGUGCCAUUCAAUACAUCUCUGUUCAUCAGCCGCAGCUAAAAAAAUUCCACAGAAUAUCGAGGUUCUCUUAAGAAACAUCUAUGUUUACUUUUCGCAUAGCACAAAGAAACAAAUCGAGUUUAAGGAGUUUCAAGAAUAUUUCAACGUCGAAAAACAUAAGAUUUUAAAAACGUCUUUUACUAGGUGGCUAGCUCUUGAACAGGUUGUGGCCAGAACACUAGAACAGUGGCCUGCAAUUUUGCAUUAUUUUUUGGAGAAUUCUUUUGAAUCUUCUGACAGUAACCUAGAUCUUGUUCACAAAAUUCAAGAAGAGCUAAAUGAUACAACAAAAUUGUAUUUAUUAUUUCUAGCUUAUGUUCUUCAGUUAACUAAACAACUUAACUUAGAAUUUCAAUCUCAGUCCGUCCGAAUUCACAAAUUUUUGCCAUACAUAAAAACUUUCUACAAAACUAUUUUACAAAAUUUUGUUAAAUCUGAGUUUUUACGUGACGAGUUUCUAUCUGAUCCGAAUUUUAAUGACGACUGUUUAAAAGAUAUUGACCUUGUAUAUGUUGGGGCUAAGGCUGAACUUUUUAUUAAAACAAAAAAACUUGAAAUAAAUCAAGUAAAGGAAUUUAAAGGAGUUUGCCGAGAAUAUUAUAAAACGUUGUGUUCCCAAAUUUCACAACGAAUUGAUUUCGAUAAUGAAAUUUUGAAAUCUAUUCAAGGUAUUGACCCUUUAAAUUUAGCAGAAAGCUCAACUGCAAUAAUUUCUUGCAUUCCUGAUUUAAUUGAUAAAAAUGAAAUCGAAAACCUUGAUAUGGAGUGGCGAACUCUACUUAAUCAAACAAUGAUUUCUAAUUCUUUAGAAAUAGAAGAAUUUUGGUCAAAAAUAUUUUUCUUAAAAAAUGCACUCAACGAAACACUUUUUCCUCUUACAAAGCAUUUUGUAAGUUCUUUGUUAAGUCUUCCGCACAGCAGCGCAGCAGCAGAAAGAGUUUUUUCCCAACUCUUUCUUAUAAAAGAUAAAAAACGGAAUAGAUUGGAAGUAAAUACUUUGAAUGCAAUUAUGAGUUGCAAGGAGUUAUUGAAUGGAGUAGAUUGUAGUAAAUGGAAUCCUUCUAAAUCACUCCUGAAGUCGUAUAAAAAAUAAUAUAAAUCAAAAUACCUUGCUUUUUUUGCAAAGCCAGUCCUAUUUAAUAGAAUAUAAGAUUGCAAUAACAAAUAUUUAAAAAAUAAUAUAAUAUUACU